Messenger RNA from Ceutorhynchus assimilis (cabbage seed weevil), 1172 nucleotides. The record is from the annotation of a GenBank genome assembly. Lineage: Eukaryota; Metazoa; Arthropoda; Insecta; Coleoptera; Curculionidae.
UUUAAAUUUAUCGUUGUCCUGUAAUUUUUUUUUUUUUUUUUUUUUAAAUACCUUUACGUUAAAUGCGUUCAUAAUAAAUGAGGUCCUUGUAAAAGUAGAACGCCACAUAGAACAGGGGCAAUAAAUCUGUCGACUUUUUAAUAAAAAAGACAAAAAGGACAUUUUAUUUACAACUCACUUUGUAUUUUAAGCUAAAACUGUUCAUUUGAUGAAGAUUUUUCGAGAAAAUUAUGCCAAUUUAUACUAAGUAGGCUCAGUCAUUGUUGAUUAAUGUAAGUAGGUAAAUAAUUUUGGGAGAAAAAUACACAGUUCCAAGGAUAUUUCUGUAUGCACAAAAUCGUCUGAAACAUUAUCCCAUUCUAAAUUCGUCCCAAUAAAAUCGCCAGUGUUUGUGUGUGAAAUCAUUGUUUCUUGGCGGAUGCCCAAUCCAGAACCCACAUUCCUCCUGAAACCGCCUCUCUGAAAAGUGCUUACUAUUGCAUUUGAGAAACGUUCAAGAUGCUCCAGCUGAAAUAUUAUCCUGACGAGGGCGGCUACAAUUUCCGCUAUUUUCCCGACAUACGGUAUUACUACGACGAAAAGAUCCAGCGCAUUAAUAGUUCCUUUUACGACUAUCCUUACAGGACGAGAGUAUGGGUACCGUACAAGGGCCAUAGAGUUUUUUGCAACUACAUGCCUUCGGGAGCGCCAUUUGCAAUUCAAAGAGUAAGCAAAGUGAUGUAUUUUGAUCAUUAUGACACGAAGAAGCGACUACGUAUUAAUUAAUUAUAGUAUUUUAUAAAUAAAUAUAUUUUUCUUAUAUCAUUUAGUAGUAUAUAUGAUUUAUUUGUUGAUCUGCUUCCACUCUACUUAUUCAAGAGUUGCUGUUUUAGUGUUUAAAUCCUCUAUUUCAUUUUAGACUUUGAGGUAGUUUCGAACGCAUCCUCGAUUGAAUGCGUCGAACGCAUUCAUGAUGACAGAUGACGGGAGAGGGAAACAGAGGAAAUACCUCCUUGCCUCUGACAGAAUUCAGAGGAAGAUCGAGGAGGUUGUCAUUCUGGGUGUCGGCCUCCAUUCUCGCUCUUGCCUUAAAAAUCUUUUUGAAUGUAAUAUUAAGUAUUUUGAGUCUUCUGUUGAGUAGAAUAAAAUAGCCUAGUAAGGCUGAAGAUAAUCAGUUGUGUCAUUGGAGUUAA